Molecule: messenger RNA, 942 nt
Organism: Plasmodium adleri (nom. inval.)
Lineage: Eukaryota; Apicomplexa; Aconoidasida; Haemosporida; Plasmodiidae
Product: conserved Plasmodium protein, unknown function
Exons: 1
Coding region: 1-942 (313 amino acids)
Molecular function (GO): protein binding
Source: RefSeq, a predicted model, not a curated record
AUGGCUGAGCUGUUGACUAUAAAAAAUUUAUUUAUUUGUUCUCAUGAAAAGAGUGUUGAAGAGCUGACAAAAGUGAUGGAUGGUUUAAUUAAGAACGUUGAAGAAAGGAAUGAGAAUGAUGAUGAUAAAAAAAAUAUAAUAUAUAAAGAAAAUGCGAAUGAGAAAAAAAAGAAAUAUGAUAUGAUAAAAGAUUAUAUGGAUGCUAAUAAGAAUAAUGUAUUACAUUUUGCUGUAUAUGGAAAUAAUUUUAAUAAUGUAAAAUUUAUUGUAGAGAAUACAGAUUUAAUAAAUACAUAUAAUAAUGAUGGACAGAAUGGAUUAAUUAUUAGUAUAUUAAAUAAAAAUAAUGAUAUUAGUAAGUUCUUAUUAGAUAAUAAUAUUAAUUAUAAUCAAGUUGAUAAAUAUAAUUCAAAUUCAUUAUUAUAUAGUAUGAUUACACAAAAUUAUGAAAUUUUUAAUUUAUUAAUUGAAAAAAAUGAUAUAGAUAUUAAUAUUAAUAGUUAUGAAAAAGGAAAUUUAAUAAGUAUAUGUAUUUUUGAAAGAAAUAUUAAAUUAUUAAAAAAACUAUUUAAUAAAAAUAUAUCUCCAGAAUUAAAAGAAAAAAAUAUAUAUCCUCAUCCACUCAUUUUUAUAUUAUAUAGUAAUGAUAAUUAUUUAUUAUAUUUAUAUUUAACAUAUUCUUUAUAUUAUUAUUCAAAAUCAAAAGAAUUAUUUAAUAUAAAUAAAAUCAAUUUUGAUUAUACAACAGAUGAUAUAUUAAUCGACUUACAAAACAAACAAUGUAUUCAUUCAAUUUUAAAAACUCAAAAUAUGGAUAUAAAAAAAUUCCAAUCUUUAUUAAAUAUUAAGGAUGAAAAUAAUUCCUCAUUAUUAGACAUAUGUAUACAAAUGGAAAAUGAACAGGGAAAAAAUAUAUUGUCUUAUUAUAAUAUGGAACAAUGA